AAAGAAGUUGUAUGUCAAUUUGGGGUUGGGAAAUUUGGUCUUGAAACGGAAAGAAGUUGUGUGUCAAUUUAGGAUUGGGAAAUUUGGUGAGGUCUGCGAGUAGUCUUGGCGGUCAAUGCCAAAUUCUAAAAAUAGCAGGGACUAGCUAUUAUUGAUUCUCACAUGUGUCGUGCGUAUAUAGAAGCAGCUGGCACCCAAACACACUGCAAUUUCGGGUAGGAAUCUAAACGCAUUUCUCUGGCAGUCUCUCUUUGGAGAAACAAAUUCUUCUCUUUCUCUGAAAGCGACAAUGGCUGCUGCAACUUUCCUAUCACAAUCCUCUCUCCUUCAAUCGAAAUCCUCUUUUUCUCUCAAAACGCUUCAGAACCCUCCUCUAUCUCGCGCCUUUGCUCUCUCUCGACCAUUAAAAUUGAGUUUUGUGGCCAAGAGGGAAAAUGGGUUUGCUGCAAAAGGUACAGUGGCUGUCACAGAAUCGAAUUCGUUCUCCGUGGCUUCAAAUAGUAGGGAGAUGAAGAACCCCAUUAUUGUCAUUGAUAAUUAUGAUAGCUUCACUUAUAAUCUCUGCCAGUACAUGGGAGAGUUGGGUUGCCAUUUUGAGGUUUAUCGAAAUGAUGAGUUAACUGUGGAAGAGUUAAAAAGGAAAAAUCCAAGAGGGGUGCUUAUCUCCCCAGGACCAGGCACACCGCAAGAUUCUGGAAUAUCACUGCAGACUGUCUUGGAGCUUGGACCUCUUGUUCCUUUAUUUGGUGUGUGUAUGGGACUGCAAUGUAUUGGAGAGGCUUUUGGAGGGAAGAUUGUGCGUUCUCCUUAUGGUGUCGUGCAUGGGAAAAGUUCUCCUGUGUAUUAUGAUGAGAAAGGGGAAGAUGGCUUGUUUUCUGGGUUAGAAAACCCUUUCACUGCUGGGAGAUAUCAUAGCCUUGUGAUAGAAAAGGACAGUUUCCCGAGCGAAGAACUCGAGAUUACAGCAUGGACAGAAGAUGGACUAAUAAUGGCUGCUCGACACAAAAAAUAUAAGCAUCUUCAGGGGGUGCAGUUCCAUCCAGAAAGCAUUAUAACAUCGGAAGGCAAGAGUAUCGUCCGCAAUUUCGUGAAAAUGAUAGAGAGAAAAGAGGCUGAAUCUCAGAACUAGUAUAAUGUCAUCCAAUAAAUAGAAAAAUAGGGAGGAAAGUUUAAUCUUUGUCCUGAUACUUCUCUUUACCCUGUGUGUCAAUGUUUUGCAACUUUUAAGUCUCAUAUAAUUUCUAUAAUUUUCAGUUUUCAGUUGAGACUAUUUGUGGAGCUUUUUCUUUAUGGUUAGAUUUGUGAAGACAGAGCUUAUUAUUAGCUGUUGAAAGUUGAUUUUCAACUGCUGACA
Messenger RNA from Jatropha curcas, 1354 nucleotides. RefSeq names its product anthranilate synthase beta subunit 1, chloroplastic. Gene Ontology annotation, biological process: L-tryptophan biosynthetic process. Lineage: Eukaryota; Viridiplantae; Streptophyta; Magnoliopsida; Malpighiales; Euphorbiaceae. Gene Ontology annotation, cellular component: cytosol. Gene Ontology annotation, molecular function: anthranilate synthase activity. The record is from RefSeq and is a predicted model, not a curated record.